CGCGAUGGGGCUCCCGGACUCGCAGUCGGGCGGGGUCCUCAGCGCGAUGUCCACGGCGCUCAACGACACGAUGGAGUUCUACCGCUGGACCUGGUCCAUCGCAGAUAAGCGCGUGGAGGACUGGCCCCUGAUGCAGUCGCCCUGGCCCACGCUGAGCAUUAGCACGCUCUAUCUCCUGUUCGUGUGGCUGGGUCCCAAGUGGAUGAAGGACCGGGAGCCGCUCCAGAUGCGCUUCGUGCUCAUCGUCUAUAAUUUCGGGAUGGUUUUACUGAACCUCUUCAUCUUCAGAGAGUUGUUCAUGGGAUCCUAUAAUGCAGGCUACAGCUAUAUUUGCCAGACUGUAGACUACUCCAAUAAUGUUAAUGAAGUCAGAAUAGCCGCUGCCUUAUGGUGGUACUUUGUGUCUAAAGGAGUGGAAUAUUUGGACACAGUGUUUUUUAUCUUGAGGAAGAAAAACAACCAAGUGUCCUUCCUUCACGUGUAUCACCACUGCACAAUGUUCACGCUCUGGUGGAUUGGGAUCAAGUGGGUUGCCGGGGGACAAGCGUUUUUCGGGGCCCAGAUGAACUCCUUCAUCCACGUGAUCAUGUACUCCUACUACGGGCUCACGGCCUUCGGGCCUUGGAUCCAGAAGUACCUGUGGUGGAAGCGCUACCUCACCAUGCUGCAGCUGGUCCAGUUCCAUGUGACCAUCGGACACACGGCGUUGUCUCUGUACACCGACUGCCCCUUUCCCAAGUGGAUGCACUGGGCUCUGAUCGCCUACGCCAUCAGCUUCAUAUUCCUCUUCCUCAACUUCUACGCCCGGACGUACAAUGAGCCUAAGAAAGCCAAACAUGGGAAAGUAGCCACGAAUGGUAUUGCAGCCAAUGGUGUGAGCAAAGCAGAAAAACAGCUAGUGUUAGAAAAUGGCAAAAGCCAGAGAAACGGAAAGGCAAAAGGAGAGUAAAUUGAACGGGGCCUUAACUGUGCUUAGCAGUGAGAAAACUCCUAUGUCACAUAGAAUUUCAGGGACAGCAGAAGCAGAGGGUUUGGGGUGGGGAGAAAAGGCAAAUGUGCUCUGUGUACCAGAAACCUUUAGGCUGAGCAAGCAUUCCGUACAAUACCCAGAUGUUUUAUUUAUAACGUUUUUAUUUUAGACCUUUUUUUUUUUUUAUUAGCCUUGAUAUUCACACCAAAGCAGUGGCACCGUGGCUUUGGGCGCCCCCGCCACGCCCACCGGGCCGGGGGUGGAGAUUUCACGUGUGUUGCGAUCACCCAUCCUUCAGCCUGGAUUUUUAGAUGAUCACAGAAACACAGUCUUCAGGAAUUCUUUUUUUCUUUUUAGCUAACUCCCCAUUUGCACUUACUAAUUAGAAUCGGUUACCUUCCAUUCUCUUGCCCAACGAUGGAAACGUGGAUGGCGACAUUUGAAUUUGUUUCUUGUCCAUGAUGGUCAGCUCUCUCCACCUCUGUAGUUAGAAGAUUCCCUUUGGGUUGUAAUUAAAUUUUUAAAAAUCUGCUGAUCUCUGUAGAAUCUUAGAGGCUUGAUGAUGAUGGUGUUGGUGAAAAAAUACAAAAGAACAGGCAAAUCCCUUCCUGGUGGCCUCAGGUGACCAGAUGCGUGGCACAAAUCAUUGUGGGAAACAUUUUUUUUUCUUUUUGAUGAAAAGGCAGCCUUUGAAUACUCCUAUCAUUAGCAGCAAUCUAUUAUGAAAGUUAAGAUUAUUGUCUGAUUGAAACAUGAAACAACUCAUACCUUACUAGUGACAUCGUAAGAUAGUUACAUUCAUGUACAGUUAGAAAUCUGAGAGCAUGUUGAUUUUUAUCAGGCUUUUCUUGUUUUGAUUUGUGGCUGUUAUUGAUUUUUCAUAUGUGGAAAUAUACCUACCUCUUCUGU
This is a messenger RNA of Perognathus longimembris pacificus (Pacific pocket mouse), 1879 nucleotides long. RefSeq names its product ELOVL fatty acid elongase 4 (gene Elovl4). The coding region runs from base 5 to 949 and encodes 314 amino acids. Lineage: Eukaryota; Metazoa; Chordata; Mammalia; Rodentia; Heteromyidae. Gene Ontology annotation, cellular component: endoplasmic reticulum membrane; endoplasmic reticulum. Gene Ontology annotation, molecular function: fatty acid elongase activity. The record is from RefSeq and is a predicted model, not a curated record. Gene Ontology annotation, biological process: very long-chain fatty acid biosynthetic process; fatty acid elongation, monounsaturated fatty acid; sphingolipid biosynthetic process. The transcript has 6 exons.